UCCGUGUGUGUGUGUAUAAUUAUAUCUCAGUGGAAGAAUGAGCCUCACAGUAGCAGUGAUCAAGUUAAGCUGAGUCAGCUAGCCUUUAUUUUGCAAUCAUUCAACCAGUUUCUGCCUCCCUUCUUUUCUUCUAUCUUCUGUAAAACAUUUGCUCCUCUCAAUCUGCACCAUGCUUUAACACGGAUACAUGUAUCAUUAAAAUCCGGACAAUAUGAAUGAGUGGCCAACCAAAGAUGCAGUGGCAAUUGAGCUACGUAUUCUCGAAGAAGAUCGAGGAAAAAGUACAACAGUGAGGGAAAAGCUCACAGCAGAAACUCAUCAGGCCAAGAAUUGGUGGAAUACAAUCUUUAUUAUAUUAUGUGCAUGUGCUGUCUUCAAUGAUCCUAUCUUCUGUUAUAUCACGGCCAUUGACAACGAAAAUAAGUGCUUCACGAUGAACAAGAAUUUGGCGAAGAAUUAUGUUUAUACUCGAACAGCCACAGAUGUUUCUUACCUGCUGGACUUUUUUAUUUCUAAGUGUGGAUGUUGUUGCUGUAGAGGUAGGAGAUCAUCCAAGUCAUGCGUUGCUAAGAUGUUAUCCAUUAUGUCUCGCAUCUUCGUUUCUCUCCCCAUUGCACAGAUAUAUGCAGCAGGGGGGAUGAAUGCAGAUCUACACCCGUUUAUUAGAGAGUAUCUUCUUUUCACUUGGCUUCAAUAUGCAUUACGGAUUUACUACAUCCAUGAUUGGUUAAAGCGGCGUCCUAUCAUAGACAUAACCCGAGUUAAAAGAUGGAUCAGACCUAUAUUGGGUUUUUUACCCUUCAUCCUUGCUUCUCAUCUGAUCCAAAGGCGUUCGACGCUGGCAUAUAUUUUUACGCUCUGCAAUCUAAUGUGGUUAGUCCAUCGCAUCCUCUCUUACAAAGAGUAUUCCAGUCUUUUUGGUGGGCUCUACGAAAUAUGAGUUCUUUUGGCUCAAAUCUAUGUAGCAGUAUGGAUACGUUGGAAAUCUUAUUUUCUGUUAUGAUAUCUGCAACUGGCAUGGCACUGUUUUUAGUAUAUCUCAAUGCAAUGGUGCAGGAGUCGAAAGAAAGGUCAAAUAAGCGUAUGUUGAAAGAGAAGAAGCAAUUGAUGAAACCAGAUGUCGAUCUGUGGUUAUCUAAAUACUACCCCUCCAAGGAUAACGAAAAAAUGGUGACCAGAGAGAAAAAUGAAAAUUUAAAGGCAGCGAUCAUGGAAAACAUACACAAACUCAGAGAAAACAGUGAUCUUGAUGUGCAAAAUAUCCUUGGUAUUCUUCCCAUAAAAGACAAACAAAGCAUCAUGUCUUUUCUCUUCUCAGCUUCAUUGAAGAAGGAGCCAGUGUUUCAAACCAUACAUAAAAAGGUGCUAAAAGCAAUUUGUCAACAUCUUGUGCCAUUGACCUACACUGAAGAUAGCUAUAUUGUCCAAGAAGGGAAACCACUUGGGAAGAUGCUCCUAUUCAUUCAAGGCACUGCAGUAACCUACUCCCAUGGUGAAACCAGCAGUGACUCCUCAAGCAACAAGUGGCUUGAAAAAGGAGAUUUUUAUGGCGAUGAACUCCUAAAUUGGGCAUUCAAAUCUCCCUUGUUUUCUGACUUACCUAUCUCGACUACGAAUGUCGUCGCCCAAGAAAAGGUUGAAGCAUUUGCUAUUAGAGCCAAAGACUUGAAGAGUAUUUGCUUUAAAUUCUGGUGGCUUUUUAAUAGAGAAGUAAAUGCCUCUCAAUUGGAGCAGUGGAAGCAUUUGGCAGCAUCUUCCAUACAAACAACUUGGCGCCAUCGUCAAGUAAAGAUCCGUUUGGCAGCGUCUUAUGUACAACCAAACAGUUGCCUCCAUCAUCGUGCAAAGCCUAUAGGCCCAACUCACUGGAACAGAAUUGUCGUAGAUGAAUGCAUACAUUAGCUUUUUGGGUUGAAGUACAAUAAAUAUUUUAUUUCGAGUUGAGUUUAACUAUUUGUAUAAUUUUUUUGUUUUUUUUUUGUUUCAUAACUAUUUGUAUAAUAAAUUAUCGAUACUCAUAU
This is a messenger RNA of Rosa chinensis, 2021 nucleotides long. RefSeq names its product cyclic nucleotide-gated ion channel 1. Lineage: Eukaryota; Viridiplantae; Streptophyta; Magnoliopsida; Rosales; Rosaceae. Bases 769 to 1902 code for a protein of 377 amino acids. The transcript is spliced from 8 exons. The record is from RefSeq and is a predicted model, not a curated record.